This is a messenger RNA of Hyaloscypha bicolor E, 1305 nucleotides long. Its product is annotated as NAD(P)-binding protein. The transcript has 2 exons. The record is from RefSeq and is a predicted model, not a curated record. Lineage: Eukaryota; Fungi; Ascomycota; Leotiomycetes; Helotiales; Hyaloscyphaceae. Bases 138 to 1100 code for a protein of 320 amino acids.
ACUCGCUUGAGCAGCCAACCAACACUGAUGUAACCUUGUGUGAGAAGGUUUUCCAGACCACACUGAAGAUCAUGAAAUAAACAACGCAAAGAAUCGCAAAGCAGCAGAGCAGCAGAGCCGCCGAACCGCUAUUGAAGAUGGCGCCUCCCAAUUGGCAACUCAUUGGUGCUGUUAUCGCAAUUGUUGUUAGCAUCAUCGCUCUAGCCUUGCGUCAUCUAUUGGCAGAGAUUUUCCCAUGGUGGAUGAUUCGCAAACAGAAGAAUGCCAAGCUCGCCGCCCCUACCAAAUCCUUCAAAGGCAAGACGAUCUUGAUCACAGGCGCGAACGGCGCGUUUGGCUCCAGGGCCGCUAAGAUGAUUGCCGACCUCGGUGUUGAGAGGCUCAUCCUCGCGGAUGUCAGGGAUUGCACGGGAGUGAAGCAGCGUAUCGAAGUAGAGACGACAGCGACAAACAAGCCCGACAUUCAGGUCUGGCAUGUCGAUAUGAUGUCUUACCAGAGCUGUCGGGAGUUUGCUAAGAGGGCGCGAGCGCUCAAAAGCCUUGAUGGCGUUUUGUUGGUUGCUGGGAUACUGUCUUUCAAGCGGCAGGAGUCCCCCGAGGGAUGGGAAACAUCGAUCCAGGUCAAUUAUUUGAGCACAGCUCUUCUGGCCCUCCUUCUCCUCCCCAGCCUCAAGUCAUCGCCAUCAAAUCCCGAAGCACCAGUAUUAACCUUCGUCACGACUUUCGGACUCUAUCCAGCCUCACCCUUUAUGGGAGCGCCCAAGAGCGGAUCGUAUCUCAAGCAUCUGAGCAACAACAAGGACGGUAUGAUGCAAGCUAACCAAUACGGACGAUCCAAAGGUCUCCUCUUGUAUUUUACACGUGAGCUAGCGUCACGGGUCUCCAAAGCGCAAGGCCUUCAAGUGACAGUGAAUUCUGCCGAUCCUGGCGCUGCAUGGACUCCACUAACUGACCCCAACCGAAACAUGUUUAUCCCUCGAUUGAUCAUGGCAAUAUCAGCGAGGGAUGUUGAGAGUGGCGCCAAGGUGCUGGUCAAUGCAGCCUGUUCCACCGACCAGUCACAUGGCGGGAUUCUCUUGGAUUAUGAUCUGUGGCCGUAAGUCAGAUUUUUGCCGUGUUUAUUAGUUCAAUAUGAUUGAGCCUUACUGAACAUAAACGUCUAGGUAUCCGAACUUCAUGGAGAAGCAGAGUGGGCGCAGAUUGCAGCAGCGUAUCUGGGAUGAGACUAGAAAUGUCCUCGAAGCAGGUGUCCCAGAUGUCAUUGAUGUCUAUAAGACGGUUCCCGAUCAAUGAGAUGGGGUUAAG